AUGGGCCACGACUUGUCCAAGCAAGCGAACCGUCUGGCGAUCGCAGCAGUGUCCCACAUCACUCAGUUUGAUCGGGACGAUCUCCUCGACCUCCGAACAGCGUUUGAGGCAGCGGCCAAGCCGACGACCGAAGUGAAAAAAGUGUUUCGACGAGCAGCAGCGGCACCAUCUACAUCGUCGUCGACAACCAAGGAGCGCGUCGAGCCAAACUUGUCGCGGGAGGAUUUUAACGCGGCAGUGGACCGCGCCAACUUUUAUGCAUCGGACCGCGCAAUUCUCGACCGCUUGUUCACCAUGCUCGACAAGACGGGCGACGACGUGAUCAACAGCCGAGAGUUCCUCGUGGGGGUCGCGCCGCUUGUCAAAGGCAACUUGACGUCAAAACUCGCACUGGCGUUUGAAAUGCUAGACGAAGACAGCACGGGCGAAGUCGACGCCCAAGGAUUUCGCUUCCUUGUCACAACCGUGACGACCGUUGCUUCGUUUUUUGGAGACCCGACCAUGACGAAGAAGGAUGUGUUGGCGCUGACCGCCGACAUCUUUGGCGGCGCCGACACGAUCGAGUACACCAAGAGCAUUCCCCGCAUUGCAGAGCAUGCCCUGGUCGAAGCGUAUGUGGCGCAGGACUAAUUGCAAGGUUCAAACGAAAGCAGGUUCUUUC
This is a messenger RNA of Aphanomyces invadans, 661 nucleotides long. RefSeq lists its product as hypothetical. The transcript is spliced from 7 exons. Gene Ontology annotation, molecular function: calcium ion binding. The coding region runs from base 1 to 630 and encodes 209 amino acids. The record is from RefSeq and is a predicted model, not a curated record. Lineage: Eukaryota; Oomycota; Saprolegniomycetes; Saprolegniales; Verrucalvaceae.